This is a messenger RNA of Botrytis fragariae, 228 nucleotides long. RefSeq lists its product as uncharacterized. Bases 1 to 228 code for a protein of 75 amino acids. The transcript has 3 exons. Lineage: Eukaryota; Fungi; Ascomycota; Leotiomycetes; Helotiales; Sclerotiniaceae. The record is from RefSeq and is a predicted model, not a curated record.
AUGCACUCCGCUAUUGAGGGUCCUGCUUCCAAAGCUAUACCGGAUGAUCUUCUGACAGCCGUUGGAGUUUCAGAUCGUGGAGAACGCGUGGGAAUUGGUAUAACGCAACGGGAGGAAGAUGUCGGCAGGAUGCAUUAUUCGCAUCGGAAACAUCUUUCUCAACGUGAAAUUUCUGUUCGAAGUAACGCAAGAGGUGAGCCUUCCGAUGUCAAAGUUUUAAUUGAGUAG